Molecule: messenger RNA, 4329 nt
Organism: Acyrthosiphon pisum (pea aphid)
Lineage: Eukaryota; Metazoa; Arthropoda; Insecta; Hemiptera; Aphididae
Product: lysine-specific demethylase 3A
Exons: 6
Coding region: 708-3752 (1014 amino acids)
Biological process (GO): regulation of transcription by RNA polymerase II
Cellular component (GO): chromatin; histone deacetylase complex
Molecular function (GO): histone H3K9 demethylase activity; chromatin DNA binding; transcription coregulator activity
Source: RefSeq, a predicted model, not a curated record
AAGACGGAGACAACUGCACAUGCGGGUAUCACGUCCUCUCAAAGUGGCGACCCCAGCGUACGCAGCGCAACCCGUGGCCGUUUAAUCGUGCGACCGAUUUCGGGACGUUAUCACGAGCGGAGUUCGGUGCCCUUGUUCUAUUAUCCUUGUAAUCAUGAUCAUACGGUAUAUCAGACUCUUCUACAAGCCCGAGAUGUCGUGUUCCCGUGUUGUUACUCCGUGUACCAGCUGCUGCAGCCAUUCAUCCCGAUUCCCGGUGUGCGUUGAUAACAGUGUUGGCGUGUACGUGCGUGCGCACCGUGACCGAAUGAUGCCGAUCGACGGCUGACGGCCGCGCAGUGCUUACCUUAGAUCAUAAUAUACCAUAUAGUAUGUAUACACAAUGUACCGUGUUGUUGAUAAGGGCAUCAUUAACCAUUCGAGAGGACGACGUUGGAAAAUACAUUUCUUAUGGAAAACCUCCUGAACCGCCUCUGACCGGGCCACCGUUUCGUCGUCGUGCUUUUCUCACCCGCCCACACCACGGCUGUGAGUUUGACGUCCCUUGCGCAUCAGGACUGCCGCAGGCCACACAGUCCGUCGUUUGGGAUCUGUUUGUCCGUCCGUCCACAGCCUCAUAUUAUGCGGCUCAUCUGUGAAAGAAAUGCUGGUUUAUGACUGGCCGUCGUGUGAACUAGGUUUUGCUCGUCUUGCAAAUAGCUGAAACCAUGAUCGGUCCCAGCAACUAUACGUUACCGCUGAACGAAGCGCAGGGUAACGAUGUGCAGUUACAAACAGACGUCGAAAUGAAAGUCAUAAGUGAAUAUACGGAAGUGAUAAGCGAUUCUGAUGCAGAUAAAAUUAUUGAAUAUGAAAUUAUAACUGUUGAAGAGUUAGAAGACAAACCAUUUACAAAUUUAGAAAAUUGUGUAUCAAAUGAUGCAUUUAAUGAUAAUCAAGAUUCCAAUUCAAGAUGCAAAAUGUCUAUAGUAGAGCUAUCACCAUCAAGUUAUAAUGAUCAAAUAUUAUCUGGUACAUUAAAUGAUAAUCAAGAUUCUAUUUCAAGAUGUAAAAUGUCUAUAGAAAAGUUAUCACCUUCAAGUAAUACAAAUCAUGUGUUCAAAGUAGAAAGCGAAAAUUCUUGUUUAGAUCAUUUAGUUGAAUGUGUGAUUAAUAAUACAUAUGAAGAAAAUAAACAAUCCAAAAAAGCAGCAGUGAGUUUGGACGAUGCUUUCAGACAAUGUUUAAGGGAAAUUAAUAGUGACUUGUCUAAUGACGAUUAUAAUUUAGAUAAUACUUUAAAACAAUUAAAUAAAAGUGAUUCAUCAACAGAAACGAAUCACAAAAGAAAAAUAUUACAUUCAGAUGAAUUAAUUGCUACUGAUAAUGAUAAUAUUAGAAAUUGUAGCUGUGGAAUUCCCAAAGAUCAAUCCUAUUUUGAAAAUACUAUAAAAAAGAGAAUAGUUGAUAACAUAAUUCACAUUACAUUUCAAACUCCAAAAUCUUGUCAACAAAUUCAUCAUAAUAUUUAUUUUAAUGAAUCUGAAAUAGACUACUUUAGAAAGACUUAUGAGAGAUUUUUACAAAAAAGUAUUUGUCUUACUUUACCACCACAGAUUGAUAAAUGUAUUGAAUGUCGUGUUUAUGAUAUGAAGGAUAAUUUGACCAAACGUGAUUAUGAUAGUAUUACGUGUAGGUUUUAUGAAUUCCGCCAAUUAAGAUAUCAAAAGUCUGGAAUGUUGGCCGUUGCUGGAUAUCCAGAUCCUCAUAAAAAUGUUGAAAGUAUCGAUUUGAGUCUGUGGUUACCUAAUACCCUCUCUUCUGAUUCUAGUGAUUUUAAUAUUCAAGCAUCAACAAAAAUUUUGGGAGAUGCAGGAGGUCAAUUUUGCAUGUUUGUUAAGGAUGAAAUAGACGCAUUAAAAUUAAAUUUGCCCUAUAACGGGAAACCACGGAAAAUACUAUGGAAAAAAAGUGUUAAUGGAAUUAGAGAAAUGUGUGAUGUUUGUAGAACGACAAUAUUCAAUCAUCACUGGUGUUGCCGUAAAUGUGGGUUUGUAGUUUGUAUCGAUUGCUUUAAGACCAAACUCGAUGAUACUCGACUGUCUGAAAAACAAUCCAUUGUACAAAGAAAUUUUAACAAAAAAAUUUGGCUACGUUGUUCAAAUGAGAAAGAACAUCAGAUUGAAAAACUUUUCAUAACUCAAAUAUUGGCUGGGAAUACUUUAAAAUUUAUUUCAGAGCUCUUGCAUGAUACAUGUCAUAAUCAUAAUAUACCUUUAGAUUGUAGUUGCAAUGAAACAUUGGAAAAGAUUAUUCCUCCUAAUUCUAGUGAUCCUAUUUUUGACAAUCUUCUUAAAAUCUAUGAAAAAUUUCCUAAUACAAAUGAUGAAGAAGAACACAGUUUAGAAGGAAUGAAUGGUGUAAUGAAGAGACAAUAUCUAAAGUAUUUGGAUAAGUAUUGUGAUGAUGAUUCAACUAAUGAAACUGAAGAAGUUGAAUCUGAAAGUAAAGGUAGUACUAGUAUUGCAAGUAAUAAUGCCGAAGAUACAAUUUAUACAGUUGGACAUAUCAUCAAAAGAAAAGAAUGGUUUCCACCCAAAUUAUCUUUAUUGUCGGAUGAUAAAACCCAUGCACCUCAUAUGUGGCUGUGUGAAGGACAUCUAUUACGUUUAUUAGAUCCAAAAAGUGACAUUAACUAUACCAUUUUUCAGGAACAAUGGAGGCGUGGACAACCCGUAUUAGUGAGUGAUGUUGGCAACAAAUUAAACUCUUCGCUGUGGCAUCCAGAAUCAUUUACUCGUGAUUUUGGCAACCAAAUUAAUGAUUUGAUUGACUGUACCACUAGUGAUGUAAUUUCAGACCAACCAAUGAGCAAGUUUUGGAAUGGUUUUGAAAAUGCUGAGGAGAGGUUGUGUGAUAAACAGGGCAAUGUAAUGCUACUGAAACUAAAAGACUGGCCGGCUUCGGCAGAUUUUGCAGAAACAUUACCUGAUAGAUUUCAAGAUUUGAUGAAUUGCUUACCACUGAAAGAGUAUACUCACCGUAAUGGUAAAUACAACUUGGCUUCUCAUCUUCCAGAUUGCUACAUUCGACCAGAUUUGGGCCCAAAAAUGUAUACAGCUUAUGGUAAUGCAGGUACAACUCACAAAAAAGUAGGCACCACAAACCUACAUUUGGACAUAUCAGAUGCUGUUAAUGUAAUGGUUUAUGUUGCAAUCACAAAGAACAGCAAAGACUAUGAUUACGAUUGGCACGUGAGGGAAGCAUUACAAGUCAUUGAAGAAGCUGGCUGUGAUGAUUUGACAUUGAGACGGAUUUACGUGCAUGGAGAAACUCCGGGCGCUCUGUGGCAUAUUUACCAUGCAUCAGAUGCUGACUCAAUUAGGGAUUUGUUAAUCAAAGUCUCAGUCGAACACGGAACACCCCUGGAACAAUUCAGCGAUCCGAUACACGAUCAGUCCCACUAUCUAGAUGAAUACCUUAGGGAGCGCUUGUAUAGAGAAUACGGGAUCAAAGGAUAUGCAAUCGUUCAGUAUUAUGGCGAUGCAGUAUUCAUUCCAGCAGGUGCACCUCACCAGGUGAGAAAUUUACACAAUUGUAUAAAAGUAGCAGAAGAUUUUGUAUCGCCAGAAAAUGUCCAUCAUUCAUUUCGAAUGACACAAGAGUUUCGGCAUCUAACGGACAGUCAUACUAAUCACGAGGACAAAUUACAGAUCAAAAAUAUUGUGUUUCAUGCAGUCAAAGACUCAAUUUCAGUAUUGAUGCAUACCUAACAUAAACUAUAAGUAACUUACAAUUUUUUUGUGUGUUAACAAUUUUUAAAAUGUUUUAUAGAAUAUUUACAACUUUAAAAUAUUUUUUGUAACCCACCACUUUAAAAUUUUUUUUUUGUACAUGUCAAUUAGAAAUUACCAUAUGUUGCCAUCUCAUUUUUAGUCAGUUUUUUUUUUUGAAGUUUUAAUUAUUCUAAAUAAUAUAAUAUAUCAAUUGUUUUAAAUUUUUAAGGCUGUGUACAUAAAUAUUACUAAUUGUUACAACUUAUAAUAAUGGUUUAUGAAAAAUAAAUUUAACUUCUAUUUUAUUAUUGUUCCUUAGAAAAAAAUUAAUGUAUGUGAUAAGCAAAUAUACUCACAUUUUUCAUUGACAUUAAUCGUCGCUUCAGACCAUAUUAAUUUAAAUUAAUGAAGCAAUAAUUGACUAUCCAUUUGUAAAAAUAUUUUUAAAUAAACAUUGUUAUUCUAUUAUGUAAGUAAUUAAGGUAAAUGUUUACAAUUUUGAAAAUGCUAUUUUUUAAAUGUAUUGUAUCAUUUUUUUAGAAAAAUUUAAAAUUAAAAAAAAUUUAGAAUUUUA